Hemibagrus wyckioides is the source of this 1334-nucleotide messenger RNA. RefSeq lists its product as uncharacterized. The coding region runs from base 145 to 591 and encodes 148 amino acids. NCBI's taxonomy places the organism in Eukaryota, Metazoa, Chordata, Actinopteri, Siluriformes, Bagridae. The record is from RefSeq and is a predicted model, not a curated record. The transcript has 3 exons.
CAGUUAUUUAGGAGGCUGGAUGUUUAGUGGGCUGUGCAACAUCACAGCAUCCAAACACACACGUGGGAAUUCUCGACAUAAAUAAAGCAGCACUACAUCCCACAAGUCUGUGCAGUGUGUGUGAACGCUGAAGUCACACUGACAAUGAGAGCAGAAGCCCUGCUUAUAGGCCUAAUGUUUCUGAGCUUGAGUCAAGGAGAGCAAACGGACACUAAUAAAAUGAUUUCAUUUAGUCCUGGUGUUCAACUCUUUGUUAAAGGUAUUCACGUCAAGACCGUGGCUCCCAAACUCCAAAUCAUGCUACCGUUUGAACUUUGGAUGGAGACGACCGAUGCCUCCGUACUUAUGUGUAUCAUCACAGGAUUACACACCAGCAUACCAAUCAUCACUUGGAAGAUUAAUAAUUCCACAGUGUUACAAAAACACACCGUCAUUGAUGUGUUUAAGGAGGCUGAUGGCACGUUCACUGCUUUAGGGCUCUUCUACCCCUCACCAGGUUACAAGCUGAAACGUGAUGAUGUUUACAGAUGUGAAGUCGAGCAAAACGGAAUCAUUUACCAUGAAGAAGUUUCUCUGUCUUACUGUGAAUAGACACUGAGAUGUCAUGUGAUGCAUUUUGUACUCUUUGGAUUGUUUGGGACUGUGUGAAGGACCUACUCGGGGUUGCCAGGUCUGCGUUUUCCUGUGGUUACUUUCUAUACCGAUUUAUACAACUCUAAUAGAUGGAUAUUUAAACCACAUACUCAAUAUCUUUAUUUGUGUAUUUAAUAGUUGCAAUAAUAUUCUGUAAAACCAAUUAAAGACCUUGUUUUUAGGAUAUAAUCUUUUAGAAUAAGGCAUAAAAUCUUCUUGUAAAUAUCACAAUAUACACUAACUAUCCUCUUUAAUAAGAAAGAGUGUCAACAGCUUUUCACCCCAGUUUUAUGUCCAGUAUAGCUGUUCUAGACAUUUUGUUUGAUCUGAGAUUCUUUUUUGUUCAUCACGGUUGUAAAGAGUGGUUAUUUGAGAUACCACAGCCUUGCUGGUAGCUUUGACCAGUCUGACUGUUCUCCUCUGACCUUUCUCAUUAACAUGGUGUUUCUGUCUGCAGUGCUGCUGCUCACUGGAUGGAUUUUCUUUCUUUUUGCAUUAUUGUGUUUAUACUCAUCCUCAUACAUGAAAAUCUGUCUGUUUCUAAAAUACUCAAACCAGCCUGUCAGACACCAACAAAGUACAACAUUUUAUUUUCCCUCAUUCCUAUGUUUGCACUAUAACUCUUGACCUGUAAUCCGCAUGAUUUUUUAAGCUGCUGCUAGAUGAUUAACUGCAUGAAUAAACACGUGUAGGUGUUCAUA